This is a messenger RNA of [Candida] anglica, 606 nucleotides long. The record is from the annotation of a GenBank genome assembly. NCBI's taxonomy places the organism in Eukaryota, Fungi, Ascomycota, Pichiomycetes, Serinales, Debaryomycetaceae.
AUGUCUACUGAAAAGGAAUUCAAGCCUGUCACCGUGGAAAAGCCUAUCCCUACCACCUAUGACCUUGGUAACUUGGCUACUUUUGAUCCAAACCCAUUGGACAACAAGAAGUUGAACGAUGUUGAACAAAGAGAUGCUUAUUUGUCAUCUGUUACCAGAGACAACGUCCAGUUGUUGAUCAACCAGAUCUUGUCUUUGCCUGUUAAGACCACCACUGAAAACCAUGAUUCUUCUACCGGACAAAACUCCACCAUGACCUUGAUUCAAUUACCAGAUCCAACCACACCACUUCCAAGAGAAAAGGCUAUACCUAAGGCCAAGGCUCUUACCAAGUGGGAGAAGUUUGCUGCUAAGAAGGGUAUUAAGGCUAAGGCCAAGGAUGGUAAGAUGGUUUACGACGAAGAAGCUGGUGAAUGGGUACCUAAAUGGGGUUACAAGGGUAAGAAUAAGGAUAUUGACAGUCAAUGGUUGGUAGAAGUAGAUACUAAGACUAAGGGAACUGAAAAUGAAUUAAUCGAUCCAAGAUCUUUGGCUAGAGCUGAAAGAAAGAGAUUGGUUAAGAAGAACGAGUUACAACAUAAGAGAAACUUGAAACAUCAAGAAUAG